Molecule: messenger RNA, 2667 nt
Organism: Pseudozyma flocculosa PF-1
Lineage: Eukaryota; Fungi; Basidiomycota; Ustilaginomycetes; Ustilaginales; Ustilaginaceae
Exons: 1
Coding region: 1-2667 (888 amino acids)
Biological process (GO): mRNA cis splicing, via spliceosome; maturation of 5S rRNA
Cellular component (GO): U4/U6 x U5 tri-snRNP complex
Source: RefSeq, a predicted model, not a curated record
AUGUCCGAGUUCCAAAAGGACUCGCUAUCGCUCGAAGAGACCAACAAGCUCCGUAUCAAGCUCGGCCUCAAACCCCUCACCGACGAUGGCCCUGCCGACAGCAAGCCCGCUGCCGACGGCGACGACGGCGCCAAGUCUGCACGCCAGGUCGACGAAGACGCAGAGGCGGAGCGCAGGCAUAUCGAGCAGAUAGAGCGCAACAGGCGCGAAAAGGAGCAACAGGAGAUCCGCGACCGCAUCGCAAAGGCCCAGAACAAGCGCGAGCUCGCCCGAAAGCUUCAAGGGCCCACGCUGGCCGACCCCGAGCCAGCGGAAGCAUCAGGACCAUCCUCGUCGGCGGCACCCGGCUCGCAGGACACGCUCAAGUGGCUCAGGCAGGCCAAGAAGCGUGCAAAGGAGAAUGCCGCCAAGCUCGCCCGGGAGCUCCAGGAGCAGGAGACUCAGGCCCAGGCCGUCUACGACGAGUCGGACCUCGCAGGCCUCAAGGUGGCCCACGACGUCGACGACUUUGACGACGGCGACGAGCGCAUCCUCACGCUCAGGGACUCGGGCGUUCUCGACGAUGCCGACGACGAGCUGAUGGACUACGACCUCGACCAGGCCGAGCGCGAUCGCAUCAACCAGGAGCGCAAAAAGGCGCGCAGGGGCUACACCGGCCUCGACGACGACCAGUUCGACGAGGCAAACGUCGGGCGGCGGCGCGGCGUGCUGUCCAAGUACGACGCCGACAUCGCCGACGACGGGCUGACGCGCUCCAGCGAGGGCGGCUUCCGCCUCGGUGCAGGCGCCACCAAGCCCUCGAACCGAAAGGAGCUCGCGCGCAGGGAACUCGAGCAGGAGGCGGCCGCUGCCAACAAGCAGCUGCUCUCGCUCGACUACGCCAAGAACCAAGAGGUGUCCGACUACCUCCAGGAGGGCGACGUAGGCUUCAAAAAGCCCAAGGCCAAGAAGCGCAAAAAGGCCGCGCGCGUCAAGCUGGACCUUGACGACCCCGAGGACGCCGCAGGCCCGUCGAUCUCCGCACCGGUCCGCGCCGGCGCCGAUGCCGAUGCCAACGGCGAUGUCGAGAUGGGGUCAGAGCCUGCCGCCGAGGUGCGGAAGCCUCGCGCGCGCGACGUCACCGAAAACUUCGUCGAUGACGACGAGCUGCAGGCCAGCCUGGCCAAGGUGCGGCGGCAGAAGGCCAAGCGCACCUUUGUCAAGAUGACGCCCGAGAUGAUUGCCAAGAAUUUGGCGGCACAGCGGGCGGCCGAGGAGGCGGAGCGCGCAGCGAGCGGGAGCCCCUACCCAGGCGACGCCUCGACGUCUGCGGCGGUUGCGGGCGUCAAAGAAGAGGAGGAACCCGCCGGCGGGCUCACGUUUGACAGCACCAGCGAGUUUGUCCGGACGAUCGGCCACCGUCAGGCGGCAGAGCAGGCUGACGAGGACAGCCGGCGCAGGCGGCUUGCGGCCCUUAAGCGGGAGUCUAUCAGCGCGGAACCGGGGCUGGCGUCAGCGCCGAGCGCAUCGGCAGCGACCAACGGCGUCGUGACCAUCAAGAAGGAGGAGUCGGAGGAUGUCGAUUUUGGCGAUCCAGCGGAGGAGUAUGAGGCGGCGAGGAUGGCGGCCGAGGGCGCCAGUAGCGGUAGCGGUGCGGACGCUGCUGCUACCGGCAAGGCCGGCUCGCCCGUCGCGGACCCUCUGGCCGGUCUGCCGCCGGCGGAGCCCAGCGUGUCGAUGGGCGUGGCCGGUACGCUGGCGUUGCUGCGCAACCAGGGCAUGCUGCCGACGAUCUCGGCCGAGGAAAAGGCGCGGGAGCGACAGCAACAAGAGUACGACCGGUGGCUGGCGCAGCGGCGGCAGGAGGAGCAGCUGCGCGAGCUGGAGCGCAAGAUGUCCAAGGCGCAGGGCUCGGCCAAGGACCAGGCGACACGCGAGUACGAGAACCGCAAGCGCGAGCUCGACGAGGCUCGGUCGGCGCAGGACCGCUUCAAGGAUUACAAGCCGGACGUUGACAUCCAGUACCACGACGAGUUUGGGCGCCAGCUCACCCCGCACGAGGCGUGGAAGCAGCUCUCGCACGUCUUCCACGGCAAGAAGCCGGGCGCCAAGAAGAUCGAGAAGCGGCUCAAGAAGAUCGAGGACGAGAAAAAGCGCCAGAGGGCGUCGGCGGGCGACACCCCCUCGGGAAUGCUGGCGGCGUUCCAGAGCCGGGCGGAGCGGACCGGCCAGGCGCACAUGGUGCUCAGCGUCGGCAGCCGUGGCAGCGCGCCGUCGGACCUCGCCCUGCUCGGGCCCAACACGGUCUCGGCGUCGACGUCGGCUGCGGCGGCGGGCGGUGCAGGAAAGGGCAAGAAGCGGGCGACGUCGGCAGUCAGCCCGACGCUCGACGGCAGCCGGAGCACCUCGGUCACGGCCCUCGACGAUGGAACCAUGUCGAGCGCCACCACCACCGGCGGCGACGGCGGCGAGCAGUCGGUCGCGACGUCGAGGCGCGGCUGGGCCGCCGUCGGCGCGCCUUCCUCUGGAGCUGCGGGAUCGUCGCUGAAGCGGUCGUUUUCGCCCGCCGUGGCGCCGAGCCCCGGCGGCGCACCAUCCUCCUCGGCGCAGCCGUUCCGCAUCAACUUGUCUUCUGGCGGCGGCGGCGGUGGUGGAUCGACGAAGCGGAAGGCCGAGGACGACGAGUAG